CACUUUCGUUCGACUCGACGCCGACGACAUGCUGACGCAGGAGGCGUUCGAGAGGAUCGAGCAGUCGGCAAGUGUGUCGAAGGGCGACGUCACUGUGCACGGCGCCGGGCUGCUCGACAUGGUGACACUCUACGACGAGGGCAAGUCGCUACAGUGUGAGCACGAGUCGAGACGGCGCAACUUUCAGAUGUCGGUGGAGCAAGGGCAGUCGGUCUCGCUGGAGGCGUCGCUGUGGCGGUCUCUUCGGGCCCCCUAUGAGGUGCAUGGCAACCACGUGCACCUCGCCGAGGUGUGGGAGAGGAGGCUGGGCACGCUCAACAAGGGCUCGCCUGCCGAGGCGCCGCGCCAUCGAGUGCACACGGUUACCGUCGAGAAGCCGGCCAUCUACCUCCGCACGCUCCUCUCGGGCCUCUUUGUCAAGGAGCGGCUGGCGAGGCCCCGCGCGGGAGAAGCAGCCACCCCUCGCCUCGCUCCGCGCGGCGAAGCCGUCCCUGUUCUCGUGGGUGUCGCACAAGCUCUUCCCUCGCCACGCGCCGGCAGCGGAGUCGUCCGGCUGCAAGCAGGUGCGCGCCAAGAUUGGAAAGGCAGAGGCGGGGCUGCUGCUUCGCGCCCGCCCGCCCGCCCUGACGGACCGGGAGGCGAGGGAGGUGUGCCAGCCAGGGAUGGGCUGCUGGAACUCGCAGACGGGCUGAGCGGUUUCGUGGACCAUGGUGGCCCGGAGGGCCGCGGUGCGUGCGCGCAUAGACCGUAGUGCUGUGUAUAGGUAGAGUGUCAGUGACGACGCGUCCGAGUGCCCAGUGUGUGCCAGGAACGUUGUACGAAGGCGAGAGUUGGGCGCGCACGUGAGAGCCGCGCCCGCGGCGCGGUCCGAGGCCGAGGCUAGCGGUAAAAUCUAGAUCGC
This is a messenger RNA of Emiliania huxleyi CCMP1516, 901 nucleotides long. RefSeq lists its product as hypothetical. Bases 29 to 751 code for a protein of 240 amino acids. The transcript has 6 exons. NCBI's taxonomy places the organism in Eukaryota, Haptophyta, Isochrysidales, Noelaerhabdaceae. The record is from RefSeq and is a predicted model, not a curated record.